AUGGCGUACGAAGGGAAUAACUUCUUGGAUUGGGCCUCGAGCCAUGGGGCGACGAUUUUUGAUUCAAUGGCACGGAAUUUCUCCUCGUCCGAUUCCUUUGGACCAGCAACUAUUACGAAGGGUGAUGUGUCGAGUGCCCAGAUCAAACUUCAUCGGAUUUUAUCAACUACACAACUCGGAGCGCUCUCCGGCAUAGUUUUAUUUCUGUUUGUGAAGCACAAAGUGACGCGGUGGAGAGAAGAACACAGUCAUCUCAAGCUCCCCGCAGGAACCAACAUUCGACAGGCCGCUUAUACGUUCCUAACAUUCAUCGGAUUUCUGAUUCUGUCACCCUUUUUAAUCACCGUACUACUAAUAUUUUAUGUCUAUCGCAUCAUGGUACGGUAUAUUUUAAAAUAUCGAUACGGAAAACAUUUCAAAGGGUUGCUGGAUGGUGCUGAUGUUGUGUGGGCAAUCGAAGAUCAAAACUCCCGUGGUAUGAUCAACAUCCUGGCAAGCGUACAUGAACCAUUUGACGAGUGUACUUCAGGAGAUGGAUCUGUGAGUGUAAACCUGCUUCUAAUAUUGCGUAAACGAAUCUCUGCGCGGCUCAUGCAUAGCUAUCGGCCCCACCCGAAGAUGCUGUGGAAACGAAACGUGGAAUUCGGCUACUACUUCUGGUCCGAUCAGUCAGAGCUAACGAUAGAGGACUACAUUCGCUUCCUGGAUAGCAUUCCACUCGCCGAUGGAGAAAGUUACAUCGAUGAAGGUCAGCUGCGGGCGUUACUGAGCACGAUAAGCAAUCGACAUUUACCGGCAAAUCAUACAUCUUCCUGGGAAGUGCUCGUUGGACGACAGCCUUUGGUAGACCAGACAAAAAAGAUCCUCAAAUAUCCGAUUCUUUUCAGAGUUCAUCAUUCUCUUGGCGACGGUGUGGCUCUGAUGCGCCUACUAUUGGAGGCAAUAGUUGAUAAGGAAAUACCUUCGCGCUGGAAGUAUUUAUCAAAGCUAAAAGUAAUGAAUAUCAAUUACAUCCUCAAAAACCAAAGUACAUCAGGCCAGUGCCAACAGCAACGCAGCUCUACGGUUUUCAAGCGCCUGUUGAAACGAGCGCCCUCUUAUACUGAUCUUGCCGCGAAAUUGAACGCCAUUCUCCGUGUACUCUGGACGAUUUACACAGCACCCGCCUUCUUCCACGAGGUAUCACGGCGUCCAGCGGACACCAACUGCAUGCAUUCUACGGAAAUGGCAAAUAAGAAAGUUGUAAGCUGGAUCAACGAGGGACACCAUGAAACUAGUCAGUGGGUUAAUAUCAUCAAGCAAACUAAACGUCUUCUACCCGGAACGAGAUUUUCCGAUGUCUUCCUGACGGCUCUAUCAGCCAGCCUUGAAACAUAUUUCACCAGACUAAAUGGAAACUCACCAAAAAGUCUCACAGUGGUUCUUCCUGCAAGAAUAGAAAAAGAAUCACCACAGUUGGAGUUGCACAACCGAUUUUCCGUGGCUCUGCAGACCUUGCCCAUCCAUUCAGGUAUACAGCUGGAUGAUCCGAAUCGGCAUUUCACACUUACCAAACGCAUUCUAGCAGUAAAAAGAUUUUCCGAUACCUUACGAUCUUCAUCGGAUUACAUUAUUAAUUAUUGGAUCAUCUCUAAAAUGUCAUCUCUCUUUCCGGACGGUAUUUUAAGAAAGAUUUUAAAAAGCGCACAUAGUACGAUGGCGAUCUCCAACCUCCCGGGGCCACAGCAAAUGGCUCGUAUUCAAGGCCGCGAGUUAAAUAAUCUUUGUUUCUUCAUACCAAACCUCGGUACUACCGCUGUGGGAAUUACUCUUCUCACAUAUGGUGGAAAAAUGCAGCUCGGUAUAUUAGCCGAUCGUGCGGUCAUUCACAACGAGGAAGACGCCCACAGGAUCCUUCAAGGAGUUGUAGAAGAAAUCGUAAGGAUGGGAAAAUUACUCGAAGAGGCUUGAGCAAAAGUUGAAUUUUAUGGCAAAGCAUGUACAACGGGUGAGAGUAUUUUUGUAACUAAAAUAAAGGAAUAGGCAUGAGAAAAGGAUAAUUUUUGAAACCAUAAAUACAACGUACCUAUAAAUCUCUAAGGCUAAGGCUAGGAAUAAAU
This is a messenger RNA of Anopheles coustani, 2099 nucleotides long. RefSeq names its product probable diacyglycerol O-acyltransferase tgs1. Bases 1 to 1950 code for a protein of 649 amino acids. Lineage: Eukaryota; Metazoa; Arthropoda; Insecta; Diptera; Culicidae. The transcript is spliced from 4 exons. Gene Ontology annotation, cellular component: plasma membrane. Gene Ontology annotation, molecular function: long-chain-alcohol O-fatty-acyltransferase activity; diacylglycerol O-acyltransferase activity. Gene Ontology annotation, biological process: triglyceride biosynthetic process. The record is from RefSeq and is a predicted model, not a curated record.